CCAAGCUCUUCGCCGGCAAGGAGAGCUACGACUACCCCAACUACGCCUACGACAACACCCAGGGAUACUCCUCCUACACCAGCUACGCCCAGAGGUCCCUCAACCUCCUCUCCCCCGUGCUCACCGCCCUCACUGAGGCCUACAAGAAGUACGAGUAAAUGAAGCUCAAAGGUACACGACUCCACCUUUGCUGACCAGAGAAGCCAAAGGGACCCGAUGGCCCUGCAACAUGACAUGACUUGACCUGUGAUAGGUCGUAGACCAAAGACUUUGAAUAAGGACCUUUUAUACCCUGACUGGCGUGACAUGACCUCUUGGGCAUGUCUUAUGCCUUGGUGCUGACCUCCCCCCCCCAGAUGAGGACCCUGGCCUAUUUCCCAAUCCCACCUUGACCCUCAUGGAUAUCGUUUUCUAAUUUUCCUUUUCUUUUAACGGAAAACGAAAGACAGGCUUUCGGGUAUUCCCCCCUCACCUCUCCCUCCCGGCCCCCUGACAUGAAGAGGCGGCGCCACUCAGUGCCUACCUCAGCCCCCGGAGAAUCGCACCUCAUCUCAGUUCUGCCUAGAGACGCCCAGGACGGAGGGCGAGCGACUCCAAUGUACAUACUGUAUGCUAGACCAAACGCUAGACACUAGACUAGAAACAUUAGACCUUACCUGAGCUGAUUGAUGCUCACGACUUCUCAUUUCGUUUUCGAUCUUUUAUACGGAUA
Penaeus monodon (black tiger shrimp) is the source of this 712-nucleotide messenger RNA. RefSeq lists its product as uncharacterized. Lineage: Eukaryota; Metazoa; Arthropoda; Malacostraca; Decapoda; Penaeidae. The record is from RefSeq and is a predicted model, not a curated record.